AUGUCCAAAGAUCCAGCCCGACCGAACGUCGUACUUGUUCUAGCUGAUAAUCUUGGCUGGGGAGAGCUGGGAUGCUAUGGCGGCGGCGAGCUUCGUGGCGCAGCCACACCACGCAUUGAUAAGCUGGCUACUGAAGGCCUUCUGCUGCACAAUUUCAAUGUCGAAAGCGACUGUGUCCCGACCCGAUCCGCCCUCAUGACUGGCCGACACCCGAUUCGUACGGGAUGCCGCCAAUCCGUGCCCGCUGGGUUCCCUCAAGGCCUCACGGCGUGGGAAAAGACCUUGGCCGAAUGCCUUAAAGACAACGAAUACGCAACUGCACAUCACGGCAAGUGGCACCUCGGCGACAUCCCCGGCCGGUAUCCGUCCGAUAGGGGUUUCGACGAGUGGUUCGGGAUCCCGAGGACUACAGAUGAGACGCAAUUUACGAGCGCGCUUGGAUACACCCCGGAGGUAGCUGAGCUACCAUACAUCAUGAAGGGGAAGGCGGGCGAAUCCUCGGAGAAUGUUUGCAUCUACGACUUGGAAACGCGCAGGCUUAUCGACGAGAUGCUGGUAGAGAAGUCGAAGGACUGGCUAUCCAGGCAGGUCGAGGCUCAGAAGGCGUUUUUCUUGUACCACCCACUCGUCCAUCUGCACUUUCCUACACUCCCGCACAAGGACUUUGCUGGUAGCACAGGUCAGGGUGAGUUUGCCGACUCAAUGGCCGAGAUGGAUUAUCGUGUUGGCGAAAUUCUGGAUCACAUCGAUGACUUGGGAAUCCAAAAAAAUACGAUUUUCAUAUUAGCUUCGGACAACGGACCAGAGUUCAGAGAACCGUACAGAGGAACAGCUGGGCCGUGGUCAGGAACAUACCACACAGCCAUGGAGGGCAGUCUCCGGGUCCCGUUCAUCAUUCGAUGGCCAGGUCAUGUUCCUCAGGGUGUGACUCACAACGGUAUCGUUCACGUGACUGACUUGUUCACAACGAUUUUGUCCAUGACCCGUUCCGUGGUGCCCUCCGACCGGCCAAUCGAUGGUGUAGACCAGACGGAAUUCUUCUUGAAGCCUCUGGAGACACCAUCACCCAGACAUGGAUUUCUGUUUUAUAUCAAGGAAGAUCUGCGCUCCAUCAAAUGGAAGGAUUGGAAGCUUCAUCUUGUCUGGGAGCCAAAGGUCAACCAGUCGAGUGGGAAGCUUGAGUCACCUUACCUUUUCAACGUUGUUAGAGACCCCAAGGAAGAGGUAGACAUUUUAGCCUACAACACCUGGGUCUUACAACCGAUGUUUAAGCUGAGAGCAGAGUUUCAGAAAAGCUUGAAGAAUGACCCUGCGCCAUCUGAUCCGCUCAAAGAUUUUUAA
This is a messenger RNA of Colletotrichum spaethianum, 1341 nucleotides long. RefSeq names its product N-acetylgalactosamine-6-sulfatase. The transcript has a single exon. The record is from RefSeq and is a predicted model, not a curated record. NCBI's taxonomy places the organism in Eukaryota, Fungi, Ascomycota, Sordariomycetes, Glomerellales, Glomerellaceae. Gene Ontology annotation, molecular function: arylsulfatase activity. Bases 1 to 1341 code for a protein of 446 amino acids.